Molecule: messenger RNA, 1203 nt
Organism: Plasmodium cynomolgi strain B
Lineage: Eukaryota; Apicomplexa; Aconoidasida; Haemosporida; Plasmodiidae
Product: merozoite surface protein 5
Exons: 2
Coding region: 1-1203 (400 amino acids)
Source: RefSeq, a predicted model, not a curated record
AUGGCCAUCGCACGCAUCGUGUUAGCUAUCCACCUCUUCCUCCUCUGCAGUUUCCACUCGGGACGUCCCCUCGAGGUCUCCCUCUGGAGAAAAGAAAAUGCUCACCUGGGGACACAGACAAACAGAUUGUUGAGGGAAGAGGGGAAGAAUGGCCAAGUAGACCAGGUCAAAUUGCCUCCCAUCUCGGGUACAGAAGGAAGAAAGGAAAUUGGAACGAACAGCAAAUUGCAACUGCGAGGUGAGGGAGAUGAACAGGAUUCCCAAUCCGCCGAAACCCCUAAGUCGGAAGAGGCAGGCAAAGAAGAUGCUGAAAAAGAUGCAGAAAAAGUAGAAAAAAAUGUUAAUCAAGCUGAAAAUGACAAUCCUACCUCGACAGAUGCAGAGCGAGCUAAAGUCGAAGAAGGCCAAGUGCCUAAGGGAGAGCAAAUGAAAACGCUAAGCAAUGAAAAUGAUCAGAAGGAUGAAGGAAAGACAAAUGAAGAUAAAGAAGAAAAAAAGGAAGACAAUAAAGGAGACGGUGAGAAAGGAGAGAAGGAAUCUGAGGACAAAUCGGGGGAUAAGGGCGAAGGCGAGCCCAAAGAAGGAGAAGGCACCGAGGAAAAGAACAAUUUGGAAAGCAAAAACGCAGAAGCGGAUGUGGCGGAACACAAACAAGACGAUGCCAAUUCGAAAGGAGACAAUAAUUCGCCAGACGGGGAAAAACCAAAGGCGGGAAGCACUGAUAACCCAAAGGAGGGAAGCACUGGUGACCCAAAGGAGGGAAGCACUGGUGACCCAAAGGAGGGAAGCACUGGUGACCCAAAGGAGGGAAGCACUGGUGACCCAAAGGAGGGCAACCCUGGUAACCCAAACAAGGAGAAUGCAAAGGAUGGCGAUGACGAUGGCAACAAACUUCACUUAGACAAAUUGGAUGAUAAGGUUCCCCACUACAGCGCCCUGAGGAACAACCGAAUAGAUAAAGGCGUAACGGACACCAUGGUGCUAAACUAUAUAAUAGGAGAUAACACAAAGUCUUGCUCCGUGAACAACGGGGGGUGCGCAGACGACCAAAUAUGCAUACGGAUCGAUAACAUCGGGAUUAAGUGCAUCUGUAAGGAGGGGCAUUUAUUUGGGAACAAGUGCAUUCUGACCAAGUCGUUUGCCAUUAGUUCGUUUUUCUCUGCUGGUCUAUCCGUCCUACUGGCUUUGCUCUGGAUGUUUUAA